Oikopleura dioica is the source of this 468-nucleotide messenger RNA. The record is from the annotation of a GenBank genome assembly. NCBI's taxonomy places the organism in Eukaryota, Metazoa, Chordata, Appendicularia, Copelata, Oikopleuridae.
AUGAAAAUUCCCACUGCCUUUUCAAAAGAAGAGCUCCUUUUCUUCGACUCACUGUCUGAAGAGUCCUUCGAGUUCGAAAGAGUCGCAGAUAGAGAUUCCAUCACUUGUUGCGUUCCUUUCACCAGGGGAAAGUUGCAAGAGCUCAUUGAAGACGUAGCUGAUAAUGUGAGCUACCCUUUCAACCUCUUUUUCGAUGUUGCCUUUACUUACAGUGAGACGAGAAGAGACGAGAAGACUGGAGAAUGGAAAAAGAAAACUUACACAAAACCCUGCUUUGGCUCUCCUGUCGUCUUGAAUAACAUAAGAGCGAUUCAAAGCGAAAGGGACCUGAGUCGACUGCUCGAAGAGUUUCCCGACGACGAGACACUUCUGGAGGAAGUGAAGAACACCUACUCUUACUGGUACAUACAAAACGUUAAGAAUAUUCUUCUCGUUCAAAUCACAAUCGACAAACCAUCGAGUGCAUGA